CAUAACCAGCUCUUUAUAAGCAGAGCACUGGAGAAGACUGCAGACAUUCCAUUUUUGAAAGCAGACAACAGUCAGCCAAGAUGAUUUUUGUUUCAGGACUUGUUUGUUUUCUUCUGGUUCUAACAGCUGAAGCUAGAGUUGGCAACUCCUCUGAGUUAAGCUUCUGCACUGAGACACCAGAGUGCCUGCUAUUCGAUUUGAUUUGUAAGACCAAGGAUUAUGAGGUGCGUCACUAUGACUCUGUGAAAUGGGUCUCAACUAAUGAGAAAUCCUUCUUCAUGGAAAUGGCAAUGCCAGUAGCAUUUAAUCGACUGUUCAAAUACAUCAGUGGUGAGAACCAGAUGGGAAAGAAAAUUCAAAUGACCAGUCCUGUUGUGGUGAAAAUACCAGACAAGAGAUUUUGGCAAAUGGGCACCUACACAAUGAGUUUCCUGCUGCCGACGGAACAUCAGGAAAAUCCUCCCAAACCUACUAAUUCAGACGUGUACAUCACUGACACUCCAGAUAUGAAAGUGUAUGCAUAUAGCUACGGAGGAUGGAUGACGACCUUUUCUGACAGCAGUAAUGCUAAUGACCUGAGUAAAACUCUUGAUUCAGUUAAAGCAAAAUACAAAAAAGGAUCCCACUGUGCUGUUGGAUACAACAGUCCAAUGAGGAUGUUUAACCGCCACAACGAGGUCUGGUUUGUUGCUGAGGACGAGCCGGUGUGUGAAGAAAAAAGCAGUGAGGAAACAGAUUAAUUGACUCACUGUGAAUUGUAAGACCCAUGCAAAAAUAUAAGCUGAAUGCACCGUAUACCUGUGGAUUAACAGCAGCUUGUCUGUGAUUUCCUUCUUUUAAUAAAACUUUAAGCAUUGA
Molecule: messenger RNA, 858 nt
Organism: Pundamilia nyererei
Lineage: Eukaryota; Metazoa; Chordata; Actinopteri; Cichliformes; Cichlidae
Gene: soul5
Product: heme-binding protein soul5
Exons: 7
Coding region: 81-740 (219 amino acids)
Molecular function (GO): heme binding
Source: RefSeq, a predicted model, not a curated record